This is a messenger RNA of Ixodes scapularis (black-legged tick), 294 nucleotides long. RefSeq lists its product as uncharacterized. The record is from RefSeq and is a predicted model, not a curated record. NCBI's taxonomy places the organism in Eukaryota, Metazoa, Arthropoda, Arachnida, Ixodida, Ixodidae. The transcript has 5 exons. The coding region runs from base 1 to 294 and encodes 97 amino acids.
AUGCAACUGUUGAAGAAUGGAUCGGAAUUUGCAUUGAAAUCGCUGCAGUGCACGUUGCAACAUCUCCCGGAGGAAAUUGCAAAUCAAUGGAAGGACCACAUGAACAAGAAAAAUAAAAACGAAUCUGGCCUAUUGACGGAAAUCUGCGAUGCUGAAAAACAGGAUAAAGACCCGGACUUCAUGAAAACGUUUUCGGCCGAUGAAAAAGGAAUGGUGAACGACACCUCAGUAUUAUGCAGAAUAAGGCAUACGACGCCAUCUGAAUGCACAGUGCUGCAAGGGGUUGACGCUUAA